AUGGGAAAUACGGAGAGUAAUGUGACCAGUGGCGUUAAGAAGCAGGCGGGAGUGUCCACCCAGGCACUGUACAAGUUCGUCAACCUGAAGGGCGGUGGGCUGCUCGUGGACAUGAUGAAGCGUGCGAUACAGAACAAACAGUAUGCGGAGAUCGAUCAUGCGAUCAAGACGAAGGUCGAACCGUUUCUCUACAACAAAGGCAAGGGAAAGUACAUCCCGGUGUCGGUGUUGGUGCUGUUACGAAAUCGGGAACGGCCGCGCCAUAAACAGUUGCCCGAGAUCCGGGCGAUGGAGAACCCGGAAGAGGACUUUGAUAUCGAUGCCGUCUGUCCGGAAGUAAGCGAGGCGGAGUACUACCUGAAUCCGUCCGGCUACCGGGAAGUUUGUUGGAACAUUAAGGAACGUGGCGCUGUUGGGGAGACCAUUCUACAUCUUUGUCUACUCAAUGCAACCUCUUUGCAUGCGGACCUGGCGAAACGGUUGCUGCGCUUCUAUCCCAAGCUCAUCAACGAUGUGUACAUGUGCGACGAGUACUACGGUGAGAGUGUGCUGCAUCUGGCGAUCGUGAACGAAGAUCCCGCCAUGGUGAAGUACCUGCUCGAUCACAAUUCCGACGUAAACGAGCGCUGCUGUGGUACGUUCAUGUGUCCUGAGGAUCAGAAAGCGUCCCGGUACGAUACGGUCGAGACAGAAGUCGUCCAGAUGGUACAAAUAACAAACUACGACGGGUACGUGUAUUGGGGAGAGUAUCCUCUCACCUUUGCCGCCUGUCUAGGGCAGGAAGAGUGCUACCGGCUUGUGCUGGCUCGUGGAGCAGACCCCGACAACAAGGAUUUCAAUGGCAACACGGUGCUGCACAUGCUUGUGAUAUACGAGAAGAUUUCUACGUUCGAUAUGGGGUAUGAGGUUGGUUCCUCGUUGAGCAUUCGGAACAACCAGAAUCUAACGCCACUGACGCUGGCGGCAAAGCUCGGACGGGUGGAGAUGUUCUUCCACAUCAUGAACAUCGAGCGGGAGAUCUACUGGCAGCUGGGAAGCAUCACCUGUGCGGCAUACCCGCUGGGGCUGAUCGACACGAUCGACGUAGAGACCGGCAACAUCAGCAAGGAUUCCGCCCUCAAUUUGGUAGUGUUUGGUGACAAGGACGAGCAUCUGGAUCUGCUGGACGGCGUUCUGAUCGAUCUGCUCAAAACAAAGUGGAACACGUUCGUGAAGGACAAGUUCUACCGGCAGUUCUUUAUGUUUUUCUGCUACUUUUGCGUAUCGUUGGUGAGCUUCACGCUACGUAAUGGACCUCCGCCCGCAGACGAUGACGAGCAGGAAGGGCCCGGGGGUGUCAACAAAACAGCCACCACAAAGGAAGAUCUUCGUCGGCAUCGGUGGACGAACGAAUCGACACUGGAGGAAACUAUGGCGACGCUUGCCAGCAACGGGAGCAUUGGGCUUGAAAUGUUUCUCGGCAAGCUGACGGAGCAACUGAAUGGAAGCGCGGGCGAGUCUUCCGAGUUUGAUCCUGCCGAAAUGGAUGAUGGUCUGUUCUUUAACUCCAAGUGUCACACGAUGGAUUACGACGGCGUGGAAGGCAAGGUACGACUCAUAUCGGAAAUGAUCAUACUGGUGGGAUCGUUCCUGUAUCUGCUAGCUGCCCUGCGAGAGUUGAAGUUUCUUGGCCGGAAAAUGUUCUUCGAGAAUCUUAUGACAGCACCCUCUCGGGUUAUGUUUCUGUUUUCCUGCUGCAUAAUGAUGAUCGUACCGUUUUUGAAGGUACUUUGCUUCACGGAACUGGAGGACCAUGUAGCUGUAGUUAUCAUGCUCACAACGGCGCCUUACUUUCUGUUCUUCUGUCGAGGCUUCAAAACCGUCGGACCUUUCGUAGUGAUGAUAUAUCGUAUGGUGAUGGGAGAUCUGUUGCGAUUCGUUGUGAUCUAUCUGGUGUUUGUGAUGGGCUUCUCGCAGGCCUACUACAUCGUCUUUCUGUCCUACAAACCGGAGGAGGAAGGUGACGCCAAUCCGAUGCCUUCCCCAAUCGAAUCGAUCGUAGCAAUGUUUCUUAUGUCACUGACAAACUUUGGCGAUUAUUAUGGUGCGCUGGAGAACACGGAUCAUGAAAUGUGUGCUAAGAUCCUGUUCGUACUGUUCAUGGUGAUUGUGGCCGUCCUGUUGGUGAACAUGUUGAUCGCUAUGAUGGGUAACACGUACCAGAAGAUUGCGGAAACGAAGAACGAGUGGCAGCGUCAGUGGGCUCGCAUCGUGCUCGUGGUGGAGCGUGGUGUCCCGCCGAAGGAACGGCUCAAGAACCUAAUGUCUUACAGUCAACCGAUGUCGGACGGACGGCGGGCGCUUGUUCUUCGACUGAACAUGACGGACGAAGAUAAGGAGGAAAUGAAGGAGAUUCUGGAAAUGAAGCGAGUCCACGAUCGUCUCUCGAUUAAGCGCCAAGUCGAGCGUGAUGCACGUGCGGAACAGCGUCGUCUGUUGCGGGAGAAGUACAUCAACAUGGCCUCCUAAGCACACGUGGAGGAAUGGUUUUUCGUCCUACCCUUAACCGUUAAUCCGUGCCCCGUCAACUCGAUCAACUUUGUUAGCUUUUUAGCCAAUUUUUAAACCAUCGAAUCGAAACAUUAGGUAAAAUAAAGUUGUUUACAUCUUGUC
Anopheles stephensi (Asian malaria mosquito) is the source of this 2652-nucleotide messenger RNA. It is a transcript of the gene nan, whose product is annotated as transient receptor potential cation channel subfamily V member 5. Lineage: Eukaryota; Metazoa; Arthropoda; Insecta; Diptera; Culicidae. Bases 1 to 2508 code for a protein of 835 amino acids. The transcript is spliced from 6 exons. Gene Ontology annotation, cellular component: membrane. The record is from RefSeq and is a predicted model, not a curated record. Gene Ontology annotation, molecular function: protein binding; calcium channel activity. Gene Ontology annotation, biological process: calcium ion import across plasma membrane.